AUGUCGACCGUCGAGCCGCAGCUGCCACCAGUCAUGGAUGCACCAGCACCCAAUCACGGGAGCCUCGUGCCAGUCUCGACAGCAUGGCGAGGCGUAGUAUCCCCCGUCCGGCCACAUCUUGUCCCCGUUUACGUCAGGGGCAACGGACCGGAGCGUGUGUAUGUUGAGCAGUUUUCAUCGGAAUACCUGCCUUGCGGCACUGACUGCUGCUCGGGUGGUCUCCACGGCCAAGAAAGACAAUAUCUUCUCAUCAGCACCGACUGGGUCAGCUUGGAGGCCCUAGAGUACCACGGCUUCAAGUACAAAGUCGCGUGGCAGCAUUGCCUCUGUCUCAAUCCGGACCUGAGAUACCUCCCGCGCGCCGCCUCGCCUGCAGCGCUCUUGUCAUCCCUGAGUUCCAUCUCACGCAGGAGUCAUCUCAUCAACCACGACGUCCAUCACCCCAGCAAGCUCAGACUGGCCAGGGGCAUCACCAUGGCGUCUGCAGACCAAGGGGGCGCGCAGAAGGCCGGUGGCGGCGGGGAUUCGGUCACGUAUGACGGCAAGGAGUACGAUGUCAUCCAGGAGGGCAUGGCGAGGAUACUUGUGCCUGGAGGCAUGGAGGAGAACAAGGACAAGAACGCCCAGCAGGUCUUCUACAACCCCAUCCAGCAAUUCAACCGCGAUCUCUCUGUGCUUGCCAUCAAGGCAUACGGCGAAGAGGUCAUUGCCAACCGCAAGGGGCAUCCCGCGGCGAAGCGCCUCGACAACAAGGAGAAGAAGAGACGACGUGGCGACGAGAACGAUGGCAACGACCGCCCUGCCAAGGUCCAAGUAUCCGAGGGCGAGGGCGAGGGCGAUGCCGAGGUGACGAUCACAAAAACCAGCGACGCAGCCGCUGCGCCUGCGCCUGCGACGGCCGCCGAGACGGAAGGCAACGGGAGUACCGAGGAGCCAAGAAAGCCCGAGCCCCAGCCUCGCUUCACCAUUCUCGAUGCGCUGUCAGCCUCGGGCCUGCGCGCUCUCCGCUACUCGCACGAGCUGCCCUUUGUCACGUCGGUGACGGCGAACGACCUGACGAAAUCGGCCGCCGAGUCGAUCCAGCUCAACGUCAAGCACAACGGCCUCGAGGACAAGAUUGUCGUCAACCACGACGAUGCCAUCGCGCACAUGUACCGGCGCAUCGCCGAUGACCUCUCCAACAGGGACAGCCGCGGACGGCCCGGCACCAAGAACAAGUACGACGUCAUCGACCUGGACCCCUACGGCACGGCGGCCCCCUUUAUCGACGCGGCGCUCCAGGCCGUGCGUGACGACGGCGGCCUGCUCUGCGUCACGUGCACCGACGGCAGCCACUGGGCGGGCCACUGCUACGCGGAGCGGAGCUUCGCGCUGUACGGUGCCGUCCCGGUCAAGGGCAUGCACUCGCACGAGGCGGGCCUGCGGCUGAUCCUGCACACGCUGGCGUCGACGGCGGCGCGCCACGGGCUGCACGUCGAGCCGCUGCUGUCGCUGUCGAUAGACUUUUACUGCCGGCUCUGGGUGCGUGUGACGAAGAGCGCCAACGCCAUCAGCUUCCUCGGCGGCAAGACCAUGGUGGCGUACCAGUGCUCGGGGUGCACGGCGUGGGAGACGCAGUCCCUGGUGCGGACGCGGCCCGAGCCCAAGAAGAAGGGCGGGCACUUUUUCAAGCACAGCCUCGCCAAGGGCCCGCCGACGGACGGCGCGUGCCGGCACUGCGGCUCGGCGCAGCACGUGGCGGGCCCCAUGUACGGCGGCGCCAUCCACGACCAGGGCUUCGUACGGCGCGUGCUCGACCUGCUGCCGACGGCGGACCCGGGCGUCUACGGCACGCUGCCGCGCAUCGAGGGCAUGCUGACGACGGCGCUCGAGGAGUACCUGCCGGGGCCGGAGCCGGCGGGGGACGUGGACGCCAAGGAGGCGGCGCUCGCGCGCGUCGACAGCAGCCCGUUCUUCGUCAUGCCGUCCAAGCUGGCGGGCGUCAUCAACGCGCAGCAGGUGCCGGACAACAUGUUCCGCGGCGCGCUCAAGCACCUCGGCUACCGCGUCACGCGCAGCCACUGCCGGCCCGGCAGCAUCAAGACGGACGCGCCGUGGGACACGAUCUGGUUCAUCAUGCGCGAGUGGGUGCGGCAGAAGGCGCCGGUCAAGACGGAGAGGAUCCGGCCGACCAUGCCGGCGUACCGACUCUUGGGGCUCGACAAGGAGGCUGCGGUGGCUGCAGAGGAAGCUGCGGUGCCUGCCGCCGACGCUGGGAUGUCUGUCGAAGACGCAGGCGAGGACACGAUCGUGACGCAGGUGGAGAGCACGGCGAGACGGUCCGACGAGGCGGCGGCGCAGGACACGCACAUGGGCGAUGCCAGCGAGGCGGCACUGACAGAGGCCGACCUCCGCAAGACGCUCGUGUUCGACGAUGCGCUCAUCAGGCUGGGCAGGGCCAGGGACAACAGGAAACUCGUGCGCUACCAGCUGAACCCGCGCGAGAACUGGGGGCCCAUGACGAGGGCCAAGGGAAAAUGA
Verticillium dahliae VdLs.17 is the source of this 2520-nucleotide messenger RNA. RefSeq names its product N2,N2-dimethylguanosine tRNA methyltransferase. The record is from RefSeq and is a predicted model, not a curated record. Gene Ontology annotation, molecular function: RNA binding. Gene Ontology annotation, biological process: tRNA N2-guanine methylation. Gene Ontology annotation, cellular component: nucleus. Lineage: Eukaryota; Fungi; Ascomycota; Sordariomycetes; Glomerellales; Plectosphaerellaceae. The transcript has 3 exons. The coding region runs from base 1 to 2520 and encodes 839 amino acids.